AUGUGCAAUGUGUCAGUGAGUGAUGACAUCAUAACAAUCCCACAGUCUGCUCUUCUAGUGCCUGCUGAUCUAUGUCAGUGUUGGUGGUGCUGUGUGUGUGUGUGCGCUCUAGGCUGCCUGCUGUCACAGCGUUUUUAUCUCCCCCCAUUGCCUGGGGAACUCCAGCCUGGGAUCUGCCAGUGUUGAUCCAUCAUCCUCCACUCACUGCAACUGUGACCCUGCCACUGCCAGCCACAGAUACAGUCCGUCUGUGACACUGAUGUUGUCUUUAAUAUUGGUGCUUGUGGCAUUUUAAGGCAC
Messenger RNA from Staurois parvus, 300 nucleotides. Lineage: Eukaryota; Metazoa; Chordata; Amphibia; Anura; Ranidae. The record is from the annotation of a GenBank genome assembly.